AUGUAUCUAUUGAAACCAAAUAGAAUAUGUUUUUCAGGAUUAUAUAAUAACAAAUUUAAAACAAAAAUUGGAUUUUUUAGUCCUAGUAAAACCUUUAAUGAAGUUAGAACGGACUAUAGUAAACUUACAGUUCAAAAUUCCAUAGAUUCUGAUGGGAACUUAAAAAAUUCUAAUAUCAUCAAUUAUGGAAUCUUCGUUCCUAAAGAUUCUUUGAAAUUAGAGUUAUUGAAUAGAAAGCAAAUCAAAUUAUCAAAUCGUCAAAAAUGUUCGUUUUCCAUUUCAACAUUUCAUAAUGAUUUGUUCAGAAUACAAAGAUUUCCAAAAAAUAAAGCAUAUGUAACGCAAUUUAAAAGAUGGUUCAGAAGAGGCUCCAAUAUAUUAUUGCUUUCAGAUAACGUUUUCGCAAAAAUUCCCAAAGUUCAGAUGAUAAUUCAUUAUGACCUCCCUGGAACUUUGGAUAUUUUUGCAAAGAGAUUAGCACCAACUAAAUGUAACUUGUUUUUCUAUGGAAAAACAGAUAAAUUAUUCAUGGCACAGCUGCAUAAUUAUCUAAAGGUUAUAAUUGAGGAUUGGACCCUUCCUUCAACCAAAAGUGUAGUGGAAUCGUUCUUGAAUCAACUGGAGGAGAUUUUCACUGGUAAAAAUGACACCGCAAAUGAAUGUUCUCCGGAUACAGAACAACUUCAAAUAAAUGAAGAAGUUAAUAAAACAGAAAGUUGCUUACCUGAGGAAGAAAAUCAAAAAUUAAAGAAAGAAUUGAGUACAGUCGAUAAUAAAAUCAAAAUUUUUGAAAACUUUGACAAGAAAAGUCUUCUUGCAUCAUUGCUUUACAUGAUACACAACAAGUUUAAGGAUAAUAAGAUCAGACAGUAUUUAAUAUACGAUCCUAAAUUCAAGCUUUUCAAAACCAGAGAAAUGCUUAUUAAGUACCUAAAAGACAAUGAAGUGCCCUAUAGUUCAGUGAAUUUGUCAAAAAAUGGUUUUGUUGUCGAGUCUCUCAGUGAAAUAUCACUUCCAUUUUCCACUCCAGUGAUGAAAUAUAAAAAGUUCACAACCCAUAUUAAUAAACUUAGGAAAUUAAUCAGGAAGUCAUACCUCUCUUCUGCAUUGGGCCGAAGGUACCAUACCUCAACAUUAGUAUCAUUUAUCUUUAGGAAAUAUUUUAAAAAGUUGGUUAAGGAUCAUGAAAGAAGAAUAAUUAGCAAGCUAAAGUUAUAA
Messenger RNA from Theileria annulata, 1218 nucleotides. RefSeq lists its product as uncharacterized. The transcript has 7 exons. Bases 1 to 1218 code for a protein of 405 amino acids. The record is from RefSeq and is a predicted model, not a curated record. Lineage: Eukaryota; Apicomplexa; Aconoidasida; Piroplasmida; Theileriidae.